GUUUUUCCCUUGCCGCGCACUUCACUCACGCGCGUAUGCACGCAGACCACUCCUCUUGCGUCCCCGUUUCGUCUCCUCUCAUAUCGAUGCAAGGAGAGGAAACGCUCGUUUUAUUUCAUUCGUAAGUAGUCCUCCAGUAACCUCACCGAGAAGGACAUCGACGAGGACAGAGGACUUAACCCGUGCUUGCCUCGAAAUUCGAUGACGGAAUCACCCAAUGAGCGUAAUUUAUCAAACCCUAAUCAGCCUCAGCCCGGUUCUUUUCGCAGUGUAUGUGCACCUCGCCUAAACGGGAUUGUAGCCUAUACGUAAGGAAGAUUAGAAUUGCAUUAUGAACUUGAACACUUUGAUAAAAGUAUGGGGAUCAAUUGCUGGGUGGUCAUCUAUCGGUUUACAAUGAUAUAAAGCGCAUACCCGUAGUAGCUUGAUCAAUAGCAUAUCAUCUCCUGAAAUCGGCUCUUUGAAUAGGAAUACAAUUGUAUGAUUUGUUAACAGUCUAGCGUAUAUGGUCAGCAUGUGGACGCUCAUUUGUUCUGUCUUGGAAGAGACCCGUUCAUUCCUUGCCACUGGAAGGCAAACCAACACCGGACCAUGGUUCGAUGCUCCUUGAAUAGGCUACUCACCCUUGCAUAGACCUGCUAUAGAAGGCUACGGCCCGGUGUUGGAAUUACAACUGGAUUCAAAUAAAUGCUGUAAAACAAUCCAAUGGACAAUUACUCACAUCUACAACUGCAGUGUCUGGAGAUGACGACUAAGAGGAAGAUCAUUGGGCGCCUGGUGCCGUGCCGGUGCUUCCGGGGUGAGGAAGAGGUCAUCUCAGUGCUGGACUACUCCCACUGCAGUCUACAGCAGGUGCCCAAGGAGAUCUUCAGCUUCGAGCGCACGCUGGAGGAGCUCUACCUGGACGCCAACCAGAUUGAGGAGCUGCCCAAGCAACUAUUUAACUGUCAGGCUCUCCGUAAACUGAGCAUACCUGACAAUGACCUGUCAAACCUGCCAACCACCAUAGCCAGCCUUGUAAACCUGAGGGAGUUGGACAUCAGUAAAAACGGUAUUCAAGAGUUCCCAGACAACAUUAAAUGCUGUAAAUGCCUAUCUGUUGUGGAGGCCAGUGUAAAUCCUAUUGCCAAGCUCCCAGAGGGCUUCACCCAGCUCCUCAACCUGACACAGCUCUUCUUAAACGAUGCCUUCCUGGAAUACCUCCCAGCCAACUUUGGGAGACUUUCCAAGUUACGGAUCCUGGAAUUGCGAGAGAACCACCUGAAAACGAUGCCAAAGUCAAUACACAGACUGUCACAGCUGGAGCGAUUAGACUUGGGAAGCAAUGAAUUCACUGAACUGCCUGAAGUCCUGGAGCAGAUCCAUAACCUAAAGGAGCUGUGGAUGGACAACAACUCACUGCAGACAAUACCUGGGUGUAUAGGGAAGCUGAGGCAUCUGCGCUACCUGGACCUGGCUAAAAACAGGAUUGAAAGCCUGGACACUGACAUCUCUGGCUGUGAGUCCCUGGAGGACCUCCUGCUCUCCUCCAACAUGCUGCAGCAUCUGCCUGACACCAUAGGAAUGUUGAAAAAACUCACAACAUUAAAAGUGGAUGACAACCAGCUCACCUCACUGCCUAACACCAUUGGAAGUGGACGCGCCAAAUUAGGUUUAUCGCUUUUAGAAGAGUUUGACUGCAGCUGUAAUGAAUUGGAGUCCCUGCCCCCAACCAUUGGCUACCUGCAUAACCUCCGCACGUUUUCUGCUGAUGAGAACUUCCUUGUUGAACUACCCAGGGAGAUUGGGAACUGUAAGAAUGUGACAGUCAUGUCGUUGCGCUCCAAUAAGCUGGAGUUUCUACCUGACGAAAUUGGGCAGAUGACCAAGCUACAUGUUCUCAAUUUAAGCGACAAUAGAUUAAAAAACCUUCCGUUCACUUUCACAAAACUAAAAGAUCUUGCUGCUCUUUGGCUAUCAGACAAUCAGUCCAAGGCCCUGAUCCCUCUCCAGACCGAGGCCCAUCCAGAGUCCAAGCAGAGGGUCCUCACCAACUACAUGUUCCCUCAGCAACCACGACAUGAUGAGGACUACCAGUCAGACAGUGACAGUUUCAACCCCACCUUAUGGGAGGAACAGCGUCAGCAGAGGAUGACUGUGGCCUUUGAGUUCGAGGAGAAGAAGGAGGAAGAGGACAACUCUGGAAAAGUCAAGGUUGAGAUCAAUCUGAAGCGCUACCCUACACCGUACCCAGAGGAUCUGAAGAACAUGGUGAAGUCAGUGCAGAACAUGGUGGGCAAGAACCAGCAUCCCCUCAGCAUUAACUGCUCUGGUACCAAUAUGGAGUCACGAAAACAAGAACAGUAUGAGCCCCCCUGGCCCAUGCCCCCUAAAGAGAGUGUCCUGUUCCAGGUGAUGGAGAGAGAGAUGAAAGAGAGAGAAAGAGAGUUCAACAAGACUCAGAUGACAGAGCAGGGUGUAAUCCACAAUUCUGCCAUCGACAUCCCAAAGCGCAAGGACAAGGAGGAUCUGACUGAGAGCUCAGAGGAUUCUAUGGGCGGCUCUCCGAAUGACAUCCGUAUCUCUGAUAUGAGGCCCACCCUGGUGGAACCGGCCAUGUACAAACCAAAAGUUGUAUUACUGGGGAAAGACAAGAAAGAAUCUAUAGAUGAGUCAGACCCAGACAAGAUGCAUUGCCUGAACAACAGUGGCUCGUCGGCCACGUACUCCGACUACUCUCCGUCCCAGGGUUCUUCUGGCUCUUCCAACCCCCCGGGGAACGGGUCCACCCUGCGGGCUGCUGGGAAGGAUGGAGGAUUGCCUCAACAACACUGGACCAACAGGCUGGCCCAGCAGUUCCCCAAGCCGAUCGAGACCAAGCCCCUACUGAGUCAGAGAGACCCCAGAGAGACCCCUCCCUCCAGCACACUGCAGCAGCGCAGUGAGCGGCGCCCCCUCAGCGACACCUUUGACCAGUGGAACGACUCCUCCCACUAUGACAACACAGGAUUCGUGUCUGAAGAGGCUCCUCUGGAGACUCCCAGUGGUAGCAGCAGUGGUAACCCCAUGCUGGGCUCCAAGUCCUGCAGCGCCUCCAACUCCCAUGGGGGCCGCCGGCCCCUCAUGAGGCAGGAGCGCAUCGUAGGCAUCCCCUUGGAGCUGCAGGAUGCCCCUCACCAACACCCCUCCCACCAAUUCCAUAAUGUCCGCAACACGCCCGAAACUGAAGUAUCUCAGCCUCCCCCUCCCAACCCGUGGCAGAACUGGACGAGGACGCCCAGUCCCUUUGAGGACCGCACAGCUUUCCCCUCCAAGCUGAGCUCCCCAGGCAACAGCCCCAAUCCUGACCGCAACGACUUUGAGCAGGAGAUGCAUCAUGGAGAACUGCCGGGCACGUUCCCCUCCACAGGAACGUGGGGUUACCUAGACUCCAGGAACUCUGGGCAGGGGCACAGCAGCCAGCAGGCCAACAUGUACCAACAUGUCCAAUCCAAGCCCACUAGACCAAGCUCUGGGGCCAUGGUGAUGAGCAAGAGCUCUGAGCGCCUCUCUCCCAUGAUGAAGGAGGUGAAGGCUAAGUUCAAGAAGUCCCAGAGCAUUGAUGAGAUAGACAUGGGCUCCUACAAUGUGUACAGUAUUCCCGUGGACACCUACAGCUCCAGCAUAGAGAAUCAGGGGAGUGUUGACCGUCCAGACAUGCCGGGCCCCAUGGAGCAGAGCAUGUCCCGGAGCCAGUCUGCCCCCAUGCUGGACGAUGAUGAUGCCUACGGAACUAAUAGCCAGCAGCAGAAGCCUUCCAUCCCCAAGAAGGUCUACCACUUCGACCAGAGCUUCAACCCUCAGGGGGCUAUGGAUUUGAGGAAUCAGCAGCCGGAGAGGAGGGCUCCUCCACCCUUCCCCAACACCCCUGAGUACAUAAACCAUCCGGGGAAGACCCUGCCCAAGGAGCUGGUGAGCCCCAGGGGCUACCGGGGUUACCCUCCCAUGGACCAGAUGUUCUCCUACUCUCAGCCCUCAGUCAACGAGGAGAACCAGCCGCCCCAGCAGCAGCAACCUUUCCCCAUCCCUAGUCAGCGCUCCCGGCCUGGGUUCCUGAGGCGGGCCGACUCCCUGGUCAGCUCCACAGAGCUGGCCCUGUUCCGCAGGGUUCAGGAGGCCCAGGAGAUGCAGCAGAAGUCGGAUCACUAUGGCCGGCAACAUUUCAAAGGCAUGUUGGAGCACCAGAACAGUCUGGCCAGCAUGGCCCAGCAGGACCAACAGUACAACAAGAGGAACGGCAGGUACGAGGAAGACUACUCCUCCUACCAGGAGCCUAAGAAGCCCAUCAUGGGCUACCCCACUAAGAGCCUGACACAGCGGCGCCCUCUGUCGGCCAGGAGUUACAGCACGGAGACGUUCGGGGCGUCCCAGGCCAGGCCUGUGUCUGCCAGACCCACCAUGGCUGCCUUGUUGGAGAAGAUGCCCCCAGAUUAUAAUCUGAGCACUUGCACUGAGAAUAUAAAGAGCCCUGAUGAGAUGAAAAUGCGCACCAUGCAGCUGCAGCAUAAGCCUGACGAUAUGUCCUCUAAGAUGCCCGUAGACUGGAGGCAACAGCUGCUUAGACAUAUAGAGGCCAAACGAUUAGACCGGAGUGCUUUCCUUAAGCACAACACAGUAAACUUCGGCAUGCUGUGCUCUGGAGGCUAUGCUGCACCGCAUGCCAGCAGAAGCAUGACAAUAAACUUUUACAAUAACACGAAUAAGCAUGAAAACCAAACAACACAGUGGCUACCUCUACCCAAUACCCCCUCUCAACAGAGCAAUAUAUUGGACAACGGCCAGGAGGUGGUCUCCCCCACUACUCAGUGGGCCCCCUACUCACUGGGCAGGAGAGACGUGCCCCCAGAAAACAUCAUGAAAAAGAUUCCUGAUUCUUUGCCUAAUGGGUUGAAUUACCCACAGGCAGGUGGCCACCACCACCACCCCCACCAAUCACAGACCAUGAUCGUGACAUCCACAUCGGCCACACCCCCACACCGCUCAUUGCGGGACCAGCAGUAUGAGGGUGCCAUCAACAAGAUCUCCAUCCAACAGUACCAGUCUCCCCUGCCCAUGGCCACCACCACCCGUCCCCAGAGUGCACGCUGCCUCAUCCAGACCAAAGGCCAGAAGAGCAUGGACGACUUCCAGGAGCAGUUCUGUGUGCGGAUAGAGAAGAAUCCAGGUUUAGGGUUCAGCAUCUCAGGGGGAAUCAGUGGCCAAGGGAACCCUUUCAAGCCUUCUGACAUGGGUAUCUUUGUUACUAGGGUACAGCCUGAUGGACCGGCCUCCAACCUGCUACAGCCUGGGGACAAAAUACUGAAGAUGCAAGUGUUAGCUGAAGGACAUACCUCUAAAGAUCCACUUCUCUCCUCCUUCUCUCCUUUACAGCAUGACCUCCUCCUCUUCCUGUGUGCAUCUCUCUGCUUUGUCUCUCCUCUUUUCCUUGACAGUGUUGUUUGUUUAUCUCCUCUGAGCUAGGGCUGUUCCCAGUCCUCUCCGUGCCACCCUGCCCCGCCCUGCCACUUCUCACUCACGUCACUCUGUUCACCCUCUGCUUAAUUUUUGCAUUGCAGGCCAAUGGACAUAGUUUUUUACACAUGGAACAUGAAACUGCUGUGUCUCUUCUGAAGAAUUUCCAGAAAACUGUGGACUUAGUAAUCUUGAGGGAGAGCACAAUUUAAAUAUUUUUUUAUAACACCAUUGCUUCUCUCCCAACGGGUUGUGGAAAUGUAUACAACCAGUUUUUAUCUAGGAACAGUGACAUUUGCCGAUUGCUGGACCAAUGGCAAAUACUAGUGCCAAAUGUACUAUAGGAUACAUAUCUUAUAACCUAUCUAUGAAUUUUAUGUAAACAGGAAUUGUAUCUCUUGAGUUGAUGUGAAGGAAAGUAAUUUUUGUUGGAGGUUGGAGCAAUUUUCUUAGUUUUUAUUUGGACAUUUUUUGCGUAUUUAUAUUGCCUUUUAUUUUGUACCUUUUUCAUUGUAGCUUCUCAUUUUACUCUCAGAGCAUGAAAACACACUAGCUCUUUAGGAAUACUAAUCACCAUAAACACUGCCUCAACUUUGUAUAUGCCGUGGGUAAAUAUUUUAAUUUACAAUAAAGACAUGAACAGUAGCGAGAGGAUUGGGACAGAAAUAAAAUGUUUACAAUGUUCUUAAAUUGUUUAAAUUAAAUGUUUUUAAAAAUCCUACUGUAAUACAGGGCCAAUUUAUCAAGUUUUUUUAUAUUUUAUUAUUUUAUUAUUAUAGGUUUUCCCACCAGUUUAUUUUAUUAAUGUAUUAACACUAUAUUGAUUGUUAUACCCAACCAGUCACUACAUUAUAUAAGGUCGAUUUUUGGUAGUUGCUCAAUAAUGUAUAUGUUUGCACAAAUUAGCUACAUUUUAAAAGUAGAAGCAAUAUUCAAUCCCACAUCUGAAAGGGUUUAUUUUAGAUUACAAGACUACCCUAGAGGGCCAUCUGCUGGCUACAUUGUGUUUACAUGUGCUGCAAUUGCACCAAGGAGUAUGUAAUGUCACAUACCCCCCAUAUUCAACUCCUAAAGAAUUUCCAAACAGAAAAGUUGUAACAUUGUUUCUCAUCCGUUUGUGUUAAAAACAAAAUAGUUUGUUCGCAAUGAUUUGAAGUAAUUUUGCUGUGCUUUUCAGCACCACUCUGUAGAACACAAAUUACUUUCGAUGUCUUCAUUUUAAGCUCAGUUUAUUAUGAGAAUGCACUAUUGGAAAAGUAUUCAUGUGAGAAUUAUGUAUAUAUAUUUUUUAACAAUGCUGCUGACCAGAAUAGGCAUUUCACUCUGUUCCAUUUCUGGAUGGAUGUUAAUUUUAAGUUCUGACAUUACAGCAUGCUUUCAUGGUUAUAAUGGUCUUUGGAUAUGUUUUUUUGGAUACAUUAUCUGUGUUUUCAAAUUUUGGGAUCUCUCAUAAAGAAGUUUCUCUCAUUGCAAACCGGUGAGGUUUACAAAGAGACGUUAUUAUAUUGUGACAUUUGGUGCCAUUUUAUUACAAUCAAAAACAUAUACCUUUAUGAGCCCUAACAAUGUUUCAAUACUAUUUUUGUCAAAUGUAGCAUCAAUUGUGACAUUCUUGAGCAAAACCAAGCACCUAUAACCCUAUGGAGGGACCCUGGUUGAAUUUGUGCCAAGCUAAGCUGGUACGUUGUACUUCAAUAUCCAGUAAAUUACGAGUUAAAAUAUUCAAGAUAUUGUGAGAAAGUUUGAUAAUAUAAUUAUUUUUACGAAAUGUUUUCAGGUUAUUAUUCAGAAUAUAUUGAUAUACCUUAGCUUUGCUCAAAUUGCGAGAUUUUAUAAGGACAAUGAAAAAGUAUAGGUGAAGUACUUGUGACUUGGAGAAUAAAAGCUGUGCUAUCAAAUGUAUAAAACCAUAUUUCUACAGUAAUUGUGAAUUUGUGUUAUACAAAUAUAUUAUAUAUAUAUAUAUAUAUAUAUGAAUAUAAAAUAGUAAUUUUUGUAUAUGUUUAAAAUACAAUUAAAUAUAAAGUGAAUAUAUGGUACUAUUCUGUCUAAUUGCGGUGUUGAUGUAAAUAAUGGUGACUGAAAACAAAUUGAGAUAAUUUAUUCAUAAAGAUUGUGAAUGUACUCCAAGCUUUUGCAGUAUGAAGACUAACUGGACUUGAAUGCUGCUUCAUUUUUUGUGCAAAAAGUAAUUUUAGCUAUUGAAAGACAAUAAUUCUGUUUAGUUGGACAAAUUUAGUGACAGUUUAUUGUACUAUUUAUUUGCACAUGCAAGUUUAAUCCUUCCAUUCUUUUUAUGUAUUAACACAAAUAUUGGUGAAGUGUGUGUGUGUAAUAUAUAUACACUGCUCAAAAAAAUAAAGGGAUCACUAAAAUAACACAUCCUAUAUCUGAAUGAAUGAAAUAUUCUUAUUAAAUACUUUUUUCUUUACAUAGUUGAAUGUGCUGACAACAAAAUCACACAAAUUAUCAAUGGAAAUCAAAUGUAUCAACCCAUGGAGGUCUGGAUUUGGUGGAAAAGUGGAAAACCACACUAUAGGCUGAUCCAACUUUGAUGUAAUGUCCUUAAAACAAGUCAAAAUGAGGCUCAGUAGUGUGUGUGGACUCCACGUGCCUGUAUGACCUCCCUACAACGCCUGGGCAUGCUCCUGAUGAGGUGGCGGAUGGUCUCCUGAGGGAUCUCCUCCCAGACCUUGACUAAAGCAUUCGCCAACUCCUGGACAGUCUGGUGCAACAUGGCGUUGGUGGAUGGAGCAAGACAUGAUGUCCCAGAUGUGCUCAAUUAGAUUCAGGUCUGGGGAACGGGCGGGCCAGUCCACAGUAUCAAUUCCUUCCUCUUGCAGGAACUGCUGACACACUCCAGCCACAUGAGGUCUAGCAUUGUCUUGCAUUAGGAGGAACCCAGGGCCAACCGCACCAGCAUAUGGUCUCACAAGGGGUCUGAGGAUCUCAUCUCGGUACCUAAUGGCAGUCAGGCUACCUCUGGCGAGCACAUGGAGGGCUGUGUGGCUGCUGGGUUGUUGCCCUCCUACGGCCUCCUCCACGUCUCCUGAUGUACUGGCCUGUCUCCUGGUAGCGCCUCCAUGCUCUGGACACUAUGCUGACAGACACAGCAAACCUUCUUGCCACAGCUCGCAUUGAUGUGCCAUCCUGCACUUCCUGAGCCACUUGUGUGGGUUGUAAGACUCCGUCUCAUGCUACCACUAGAGUGAAAGCACCACCAGCAUUCAAAAGUGACCAAAACAUCAGCCAGGAAGCAUAGAAACUGAGAAGUGGUCUGUGGUCACCACCUGCAGAGCCACUCCUUUAUUGGGGGUCUUGCUAAAUGCCUAUAAUUUCCACCUGUUGUCUAUUCCAUUUGCACAACAGCAUGUGAAAUGUAUUGUCAAUCAGUGUUGCUUCCUAAGUGGACAGUUUGAUUUCACAGAAGGGUGAUUGACUUGGAGUUACAUUGUGUUGUUUAAGUGUUCCCUUUAUUUUUUUUGAGCAGUGUAUAUACACACAGCACCAGUCAAAAGUUUGGACACACCUACGCAUUCAAGGGUUUUUCUUUAUUUUUACUAUUUCCUAAAUUGUAGCGAAGACAUCAAAACUACGAAAUAACACAUGUAGUAACCAUGUGUAACUACUCAUGUAGUAACCAAAAAAAGUGUUAAACAAAUCAACAUAUGUUUAUAUGUGAGAUUCUUCAUAGUAGCUAGCCACCCUUUGCCUUGAUGACAGUUUUGCACACCCUUGUCUUCACCUGGAAUGCUUUUCCAACCGUCUUGAAGGAGUUCCCACAUAUGCUGAGCACUUGUUGGCUGCUUUUCCAUCACUCUCCUUUUCCAUCACUCUCCUUAUUGGUCAAAUAAUCCUUACACAGCCUGGAGGUGUGUUGGGUCAUUGUCCUGUUGAAAAAAAAAAAGAUAGUCCCACUAUACGCAAAC
This is a messenger RNA of Oncorhynchus keta (chum salmon), 9398 nucleotides long. RefSeq names its product leucine-rich repeat-containing protein 7-like. Gene Ontology annotation, cellular component: postsynaptic density; postsynaptic membrane; adherens junction. The record is from RefSeq and is a predicted model, not a curated record. The coding region runs from base 706 to 5478 and encodes 1590 amino acids. Lineage: Eukaryota; Metazoa; Chordata; Actinopteri; Salmoniformes; Salmonidae. The transcript has 27 exons. Gene Ontology annotation, molecular function: protein binding. Gene Ontology annotation, biological process: neurotransmitter receptor transport, endosome to postsynaptic membrane; neurotransmitter receptor transport postsynaptic membrane to endosome.